AUGGCUGAGGUUCCUCCCCCUACCCCAUCCGAACUUUUGAGGAUGGUGACCGAGCUUCAACAAGCAAAUCAGCGAAUGGCAGAGGAAAACCAACGCAUGCAAAAUCAAAUCGCACAAUUGGAACAAGCUCGCCUGGAGCAUAAUAAUGACAACCGCGAACACGGUAAUGAUGAACGGCGGUCGUUGUCAACUCACGUCUCCGACACACCACAGCAUGAGAAUGAUGAGGAGCAACGGAAUGAAGAGCACGAAGAUGAGGGGGAAAACCUCGACAACUCUGUAGGACCAUUCACAGCCGAGAUAAUGAACUUCCAGCUACCAAGACAGUUCACCCUGCCGACCACAUUAACCCCAUAUGACGGGCUGGGAGAUCCUAAACAGCAUGUUAAAAAAUUCCGAUCAAUCAUGAUUGUCAACGGUGCCUCUGAUCCUAUUUUAUGCCGAUGUUUUCCUUCUUUUUUAGAUGGUCCUGCACUUGACAGGUUCUGUUCUUUGCCUGCAGAUUCCAUCUUGCGCUUUCAGGAACUAACCAAACAAUUUGAGGACCAUUUUGCAGCCUCGGCAAUUUACCUCCACGACUCAGAUUACUUAACAACCAUCAAGCAAGGCUCGCAGGAGAGUCUAAAGGAUUAUAUAACCCGGUUCACUAAGGUUGCCAUGAGUAUUCCGGAUCUCCACCCCGAAGUGCAUCUUCAUGCCAUUAAAAGCGGUCUCCGACCAGGAAAAUUCCAAGAAACUAUUGCGGUAUCUAAGCCGAAGACUCUAGCUGAAUUCCGCGAAAAGGCCAAGGGACAAAUAGACAUCGAAGAGCUUCGCCAGGCACGUAAGUCAGAGAAGCCCACCUUUAAAGACGACGAAAAAGCUUGGGAUACCAGGAAGGGCUUCAAACCGGUCCCCCGUUACGAGUCAUACACCCAGUUUAACACCAAGAGGGAUGACAUCAUUAAGGAAAUUCUGAAUUCCAAAUUGAUCAAACCGCCCCGCAAGGCAGGAAAUUACCCCGAGCCCAAAAACAUUGACAAGUCAAAAUACUGCACCUUUCACCAGAAGCACGGACACACAACCGAUGAGUGUGUAAUUGCUAAAGAUCUCCUCGAAAGAUUAGCUCGCCAAGGCCAUCUUGAUAAAUUCAUCACAGGCCAUAUGCAGAAAAGAGUAGCAUCUCAUUCCGAACAACCCUCAACAGGUCAGUCAUCAAAAGAAAAAGAUAAGGCCCCAGCUCAACCACGGGGGGUAAUAAACUGUAUUUCCGGAGGUUACGCCAGUGGUGGAAGCUCCAGUUCGGCCAGAAAACGAACAUACCGAGCUAUGUUAAUGGUAGAAGGUGCUGAUCAAAACUCAGAGCUAAUUCCAGACGUUCCAGAGCUGACAUUUCACCCUACAGACUUCAACACCAGACACACCAACUACGACGACCCUGUAGUCGUCUCUAUCCAAUUAGGCGACCUUAUUGUUCGGAAAACAUUGCUCGAUCCAGGGAGUAGUGCCGAUCCAUAUUCAGGAGACCUCGUCGGAUUCUCAGGAGAGCGAGUCCCUGUUCUGGGGUCGGUAUGGUUGCAGACCACACUAGGUGAACAACCAUUAUCCAAAACACAGGACAUCCAGUACCUAGUUGUAGACUGUUUUAGCCCUUAUAACGUUAUUUUAGGGCGACCUUUUUUAAACAAAUUUGCUGCUAUUGUUUCCACAUAUCACCUUUGUGUCAAGUUUCCUGUGCAGGAUAAUAGAAUUGCAACCAUACACGGCGACCUCCAGGAAGCUCGGCAAUGCUAUAACAUAAGCCUGAAGCCUAUCAAAAGAAACACUGAAGCUCGGAUCAACUCAAUUCAAUCCGAGCAACCAAUCUUGAUGGAAUUAGAUCCAAGGGCCGAUUUUCUUGAACGCCCUACGCCCAAUGAAGAUCUUCAAAAGAUCGCCCUAACCGACGAUCCAUCAAAGUUCACAUUUAUCGGAACGUCAAUGGACGACGAGGCUAAGAUAAAAAUGACAAAUUUCUUACGUGCAAACGCCGACCUUUUCGCAUGGACUUCAGGAGACAUGCGGGGGAUUAGUCCAUCAGUGAUAACACAUAAGCUAGCUGUUAGUCCGGCGGCUCGACCAAUCUCCCAAAAGAAGAGAAACCUCGGCGCCGAAAAACGAUCAGCUUCCAUGGCAGAGGUCAAUAAGCUCCUGGAGGCAAAAUUCAUCCGCGAAAUCAGAUUCACCACAUGGCUGGCCAACGUCGUUAUGGUAAAAAAGAAUAACGGUAAAUGA
This is a messenger RNA of Arachis duranensis, 2253 nucleotides long. RefSeq lists its product as uncharacterized. NCBI's taxonomy places the organism in Eukaryota, Viridiplantae, Streptophyta, Magnoliopsida, Fabales, Fabaceae. The transcript has 2 exons. The record is from RefSeq and is a predicted model, not a curated record. Bases 1 to 2253 code for a protein of 750 amino acids.